AUGGCCAAGCUAAUCAAGACCGAGCCGGACAAAGACGAUUUUUUACAGUAUGAAGAAGAGCCGAUGGAUACAGUAAUGACCGACAUUCUACCAUGGCCGUUACGAGAAGCCGAAGAGUAUAUUGAUGUAGAGAACAUGGGAGAUGAUAUGUUAUACGAUCAUCCCACUCACAUUAUCAUAUACGAGCAUGAGAAUGAUCCUAUCAGCUUUGAUGCGCCUGUUGUGCCGAAUCGGACAUUAUACUUGCAGGUAUGGUUGUUUUGGGUGGAGUGUUUUGAGUUUAGAAAGGUUUUUUGGGGUUUAGACAUAUUUAGUAAAAGAUACUAUAUAAAGUACUAUAACGGCACGGAAUACUAUAUAUAGUGUUACAUAUAAUGGUACAAAACAUCUAAAACAAAUUCAAAUUUCAGAGAAACCGCCAAAAACGAAAAUCCUCAGUAGACGAAUUUACCGAAUACACCAUCGAACCAGUCCACUACUCAUCGACAGGGCCUUCAACAUCAGCCUCAUCCAGCAAUACAUCAACCACAUCGAAGAUGCUAAACCCAUACGAUGAUGACAUUUACAUUGACACAACCCAACUGGCCAAGGAUAUCACUACUGAGCUGAAGCAUCGCUGUAUUCCUCAAACCGUAUUUGCCGAAAAAGUCAUCGACCGGUCGCAAGGCACCCUCUCUGACCUUUUACGUAACCCAAAGCCGUGGGAAGAACUGAAAGCUGGCCGAGACACUUAUCGUCGUAUGUUUUCAUGGCUCAACCUGCCAUUGGGUCAGCGGUUGGCUACUGUGGGAAUGAGCGAAGGUAAGACAUGUUGUAGAAGAAAUGUUAUGGCAUGUACGUACAUUGUAUGUUGCUUCAAAAAAUUUUGAAAAAAACUAAAAAUUUUUUAACAUUUAAAAAAAUUUUAAAAAAAAAUAUUAAAAUUAAAUUUUAAAAAAUAAAGUUGCAUUUUUUAAAUCUUGCUUUUCAAAUCAUUUUUUCACAAAUUCAGUUUUAAGCAGCUAUAAGACUUUUUAAUCAUAUUAAUGUCUUAACUUGUAAAUCUAAAAAUUAUCUAAAAUUAUGCUCAGAGACACCUUCUUUAUACUUAUUUUACUCUCUUUCACCUACAAUAUUCCUCCCAAAAAAAAGGAACAGAGAGAAGAAAAGCUUUAAAAAUUUAAUUUUUUUAAAAUUUUUUUAAAUUUUUAACAUUUUUUUAAACCCAAAAACGCCUCUUUCAACCCUAUUUUACCCCUUUCACCCCAAUAAUUUCCUCCAAAGGAAAGGAAAGAAAACGAAAGAGAGUCAAACGUGUACGCCCAUAGCCCGUUGAACGCACGCCAUCCCGUCCGAUCUGGCAAGUUAAGCAACGGUGCGCUUGAUUAGUACUUGGAUCGGAGACGUCCUUGGAAUCUCAAGUGGCGUACGCAUUUUUGUCGUUUUAUGGCACUUUGUGGUACUAUUUUUUAGUUUGGGGGUAGAAAAGGGUUGUUUUAUAUUGUUUUAGGGGUUUUUUUGGGUUUGGAAUUUGCUUUUUUUUGGGUAAAAUACGAAGAUUUAUUUUAUAUUAUCUAAGUUUUUGGUACUAUUUUUGAGUUUGGAAGUAAUAACUGGUUGUACUAUAUUGUUUUAAAAAGUUUUUGAAUCUUUCAUACGUAGGUAAAAUACGAUGGCUUUGUUUGUGUUAAUUUUAUAUUGUUUUAGAGACUGUUGGGUAUUAAAUUUAAUAGUUCACUUUCCAGCCUCAUCAGCAAAAGCCAAGGCCUCAAAGUACUCAUCCAAUGAUGCUGGGCGGAAACCUCGUGCUGUGAUUCCGAAGAAGUCUCGCUUUGUCUUCACAGAGAUUCAAAAACGCACAUUGCAUGCCAUUUUCCGUGAAACCCAGCGGCCAAGUCGAGAAAUGCAACAUACGAUUGCACAACACUUGUCAUUGGAGACUACUACGGUCAGUAACUUCUUUAUGAAUGCGCGACGACGGCAGAAGUAUCAGCCGGAUUGGGCGCGAAAAAUGGGAUUUGAAAGUGAGGAUGAGGUGGUGAAGAUCAAGUUGGACAGUAAUGAUGAGGAAGAGGAGUGA
Messenger RNA from Bursaphelenchus okinawaensis, 2059 nucleotides. The record is from the annotation of a GenBank genome assembly. Lineage: Eukaryota; Metazoa; Nematoda; Chromadorea; Rhabditida; Aphelenchoididae.